Molecule: messenger RNA, 1237 nt
Organism: Microcebus murinus (gray mouse lemur)
Lineage: Eukaryota; Metazoa; Chordata; Mammalia; Primates; Cheirogaleidae
Gene: PSTK
Product: phosphoseryl-tRNA kinase
Molecular function (GO): kinase activity; tRNA binding
Source: RefSeq, a predicted model, not a curated record
CGUGGGCCUUUGCCAGGCGCCGUCAGGUCCCGCCGGACUGGCCCGACGGCGCGGCCGAGACGGGCCCACCUGCCGCCCCGGGCCGCAGGAACCCGGGUAGCCAGGGUCGGACGCCCUGGGUAACUGAAAUCAGGUGGAGAAAGACCUGAGGCCAAAGGCAGGGACUGCACGGCGAGCUCAGCACUUCUGGCACUGGGAACAGCGUGCGGAAAGGGGACCUCGGUGUCUUGAAGUGGACUCUGAACCCGGACUUGAACCAUCUUUAAGUUCUGGAUGCAGAGAAGUGGGAGAUGGAACUUUCCAGACGCCCUGUGGGAUGGGAACGUAGAUGGUGUCCUCGCCAUCGUCUUCCUGUAGAGCCAUCUCAGUGGAAAUUGCUUCGACAGGAACUGUUGAGGUAUCUGGAAUACUUCUUGAUGGCUGUUGUUAGUGGGUGUCAGAUGUCUGCCCCACCGAAGAGGACUGAAGCCAUGUGGGAAGAUUUCAUCACCUGCUUAAAGGAUCAAGAUCUGAUAUUUUCUGCAGCAUUUGAGGCCCAGUCUUGCUACCUCUUAAUGAAAACUGCUCUUUCUAGACCUUUGCUUUUGAUUUUAGAUGACAACUUUUAUUAUCAAAGUAUGAGAUAUGAAGUCUACCAACUGGCUCGGAAAUAUUCGUUAGGCUUUUGCCAGCUCUUUUUAGAUUGUCCUCUUGAGACCUGUUUACAGAGGAAUGGCCAGAGACCACGGGCACUACCUGCUGAGACCAUCCAUCUGAUGGGAAGAAAGAUAGAAAAGCCCAACCCUGAGAAAAAUGCUUGGGAACACAACAGCCUCACAAUUCAGAGUCCAGCAUGUGCUUCAGAGGCCAGCCUGGAAGUGACUGACUUACUGCGUAUAGCUUUGGAAAAUCCAGUAAAAUAUGUUGAGGACAAUGUGGAACAAAAGGAAACAGACAGAAUGAUAUGUUCAACUAACAUUCUUCAUAAAGUUGAUCAGACACUCCGAAGAAUUGUGUCUCAGACGAUGAAGGAAGCAAAAGAUGAACAAGUGCUUCCUUACAACUUGAAGCUUCUAGCAGAAGAACUUAAUAAACUCAAAACAGAGUUUUUGGAAGACCUAAGACAAGGAAACAAAAAAUAUCUGUGCUUUCAACAAAUUAUUGACAUACCAGAUGUCAUUUCUUUUUUUCAUUAUGAGAAAGAUAAUAUUGUACAGAAAUAUUUUUCAAAGCAGCAUUAAAAUAUCUGAAUUUCCAA